Messenger RNA from Rosa rugosa (rugosa rose), 873 nucleotides. RefSeq lists its product as uncharacterized. The transcript has 4 exons. Bases 1 to 873 code for a protein of 290 amino acids. Lineage: Eukaryota; Viridiplantae; Streptophyta; Magnoliopsida; Rosales; Rosaceae. The record is from RefSeq and is a predicted model, not a curated record.
AUGUUUUGGAUGAACAAAGAUGUAUUUAUAAGAUUGUGUGAUGAUUUGGAGAAUAUUUAUAAGGUAAAGGGCUCACAGAGAAUAAGUAUAGCUGAGAAGUUAGGAAUGUUUUUGUACACUGUAGAAGAAGGUGCAGGAAACAGAAAUGUACAAGAGCGAUUUCAACACUCUGGCGAGACUGUUAGUAGGUACUUUAGUGAAAUGCUAAAUGUGGUAUGUGAUAUGGCAAAAGAAUUCAUAAAACCAUCUGAUCCUGAGUUCAAAAGCACUCCACCAGAAAUACUGGGAGAUUCUAGAUAUAUGCCUCAUUUUAAGUUUACAUUCGCAUGUGCAGGUUGGGAAGGCACAGCCCACGAUACAAGAAUAUUCCAAUCAGCAAUUCAUAAUCCAACUUUGAAAUUUCCUAAACCUACAAAUGGAAAAUACUAUUUGGUGGAUGCAGGAUACCCACAAAUAAAGAGUAUUUGUUACCAUAUAAGUGUCAAAGGUCAGGAGUUUUUUGGAUGUGUGUGUUUGGUGAGGUGGGGUGCUCAACCAACAGGUUAUAAAGAAGUAUUCAAUCACGCACACUCUUCCCUCAGAAGCGUUAUUGAACGCACUUUUGGUGUGUGGAAAAAAAGAUGGAAUAUUUUACUGGACAUGCCAAGUUAUUCAUUCGAUAAGCAAGUUAAAAUUGUUAUAGCAGCUAUGGCACUUCACAACUAUAUAAGAAGGUAUUCCGGACGUGAUUGUGUUUUUGACGAAAGUGAAAACCUUGACAUUGAAGGGAUUGGGAGAGAGGAUGAUGCACAAAAUGGUCACGGUCAUGUUUCCAGAGAAAUGGAGGCAUUGAGAAACAAUAUUGCUUCAAGUUUAAUGGGUGCACCUAUUUAG